This is a messenger RNA of Portunus trituberculatus (swimming crab), 2423 nucleotides long. RefSeq lists its product as uncharacterized. Gene Ontology annotation, molecular function: N-acetyltransferase activity. The transcript has 6 exons. The record is from RefSeq and is a predicted model, not a curated record. Bases 117 to 932 code for a protein of 271 amino acids. Lineage: Eukaryota; Metazoa; Arthropoda; Malacostraca; Decapoda; Portunidae.
GCCGAUACAAAGGCAAGCAAGGAAACACAACAACAACAACAACAAAACUGAGAGCGCGAGCAGACUCAGCAAACUUAAGAGUGAAGAGUGAAGUUGUGGUGAAGUUAGGCAGCAGUAUGGCGAGUAUUGGUGCGCCAGUGUGUGUAGUGAGGCGGUACAAACCUGAAGACAUGGUGGCUGCACAAGACAUAGUGGGCAAAGCAGUAAUGGAAACCGUCACUGAUUACUUUUGGAGUGCCGUUUUAUCAGAGGUCCUCCCGCAGGUUGCUCUUCUUACCAUUGCUUUCUCCUACAUUGGAUUGGGAAUACCCUUCUACUUCUGUCUGCUUGGAAUCCCCACAGCUGUAGUAAUCAUCUAUGCUGUCAUCUGGCUGGCUCACAUGUCUAAGGCGUUGGAGGUGGGACAGGAGAUGACCAACAUCCCACGGCUUUUCCUGGAACACUCUGACUGCUGUUUCUGGGUGGCUGAGGUGCUGGAGUGCUCAGAAGCAAGUGAUCUUGAUGCUUUGAUGAAUAAAAUGAAAAAGGUUGAGUAUCAUUUUAUGGGUGAAGAGGAAUCAAGUGCCAGGGAGGCCGAGCUGCAGGGAAUAAGGAGACAUGUGGUGGGCAUUUUAGGACUCACUAAGUCUAGGAGAGGUGGAAUGAAAGGUUGGUUACGACACUUGGCUGUUAAGAAAGCUUACAGACUCCGUGGUAUUGCUCAGCAACUCUUGGAUGAAGCCAUUCAUUUCUCCACUGAGCAUUGCUUGAAUGAGAUUGAGUUAGUUGCAACAGAGUGUCAUCACAAGGCGCGAGAGCUAUUCUACAAGAAGGGAUUUGAAGUCCAGCACACUUACUUCAAAUAUUACUUCAAUGUACAGCAACCUUUUUACAUCUUUAGCUUGCCUGUGAAGCCCCCCAAGGCUGAACUGUCAGAAAUAUCAUCAUUGUAAUCUUCAUGUAAAUAUUGUACAUCAUGGUCUACUUGAAAGUGAUUAACUUCCUAUUGCAGUGCACAAUCAACACUGAAAUUGUUCAAAUACAUAAGAACUUAGUAAAAGUGACAAUGUUGUUCAUGAUGAUGAAAUUGUUAUAUGAUGCCACCCUCCAUUUUUUCUAAUAUGGCAGUGUCUGUCGUUGUUUAAGUAUGUUAUAGAUAACUAGAUCUGAAAAGUUUUAUACCAAGGUAUUUAUUGAAAGACCUUAACUUUUACUUAUAAAUCACAUCUUGAAAUAUAGAGCUGCAAAGAAUCUCAAUUACUUCAAUACUUUAUAGAUAUCUUAAAUUGAUCAUCUUUCUGGAACUUCAGAAGAAAAACUGAUGUAGAUCUAUGAACAAUGUACUCACGGUGAAGGAGGAUUGUCUAGAUCUAGAGGAAGUGUUGUAGUGAUUUGUGCUAUUACUAAGUGUAAGAAUAAUGUUUUAAGAAGUGUUAUCCUUGUUGCUAUUUCUCAGAUUUCUAUUUUUAUAUUUCUCAUCUUUUUAAGCUUCAAUGUAGCAUGUGUGAAGGUCAUACAUUAUAUUAUACGUGUGAUAUUUCUUGGUCAUCAGUCUUCCAUUCACUUACUGAAUAACAAUGUGACUAGAUCUGACACAUGGAACUGAUUGGCACUUCUCAUUAAUUCUACAAGACUAGUUCUUUCUGGACUACCUUCAGGUUAUUUUUGGUUUGAGACUCUCUCUCUCUCUCUCUCUCUCUCUCUCUCUCUCUCUCAUUCAAAGAUAGAUCAGAUUCAUUGUAUGUAAUGAGUAAUUUAAACCAUCGUGUGCUUGAGGAUCACAAAUUUCAUUGUUAUAAUGAACAUUCUUCCAUCAUUGUUCUUUCAUUCAUACACAAAUUCAUCUCAAGAUUAGCAUUUGUUUUGUUGUGGCCGACAUGUUGAACUCUUUUUUUUAUUUUCAUGAACAUAGCAACAUAUUUUUUGAUGCUUCAUGGGCAGCUUAUUAAUUUUUGUGGAGUUUUAGAUUUGUCUGAUAACAAAAUAUAAUGCAUUUAUUUUGUAACUUUAGAUAUUGAGUUAAGAUUUUUUAUAAUUCUUAUACUCUUUACGUAUUCAGACUGACUUGUUUAUUUUCGGGGAAAAAUGGACACCAUUAUCUCAUCUUUUUUGUGUGUUGCUUUGAAGGUUUAUAGGAAACUGAUGUAGUGAAUUAAUGAUUUUAAUAUACUACAUUGCUAGGGAAAUCAUAGAUAUAUUGUAUAUUUAUAUUACUACCUAAGUUUUAGGAAAACAAACUUAUUGUGGUUCAAUAUCAGUUUCCAGUCUUAAUGCUGAAAUUAACAUUGUGCAAAUACACUAUGAGACAAUCUUUCUUAUGGGCCAGGUGUAAACCUUUGCAUCCUCUUCCUCCUCCUCUUUUUUUUUUCUCUCUCUCUCUGCCAUUUAAUUAUCUCAUGGAUCUUCUGUAAUGGAUCUACCAAGAAUAAAUAAGAUUUAUAAGA